Molecule: messenger RNA, 1014 nt
Organism: Podarcis lilfordi (Lilford's wall lizard)
Lineage: Eukaryota; Metazoa; Chordata; Lepidosauria; Squamata; Lacertidae
Source: the annotation of a GenBank genome assembly
AUGUCACCUGGUAGGAUAUUAAAACCAAGGUGAGAUCGUGUUGAAAAAUAUUUUCUUUUACUGUACAGUAACUCAUAGAGCACUGUUGAGUUCAAGAGAAAUCCCUUUGCUGGAGAAACGUUAAUGCAGGCUGCCAAAGGGGAGAGAUUUUUCCACAGUUCACUGUUAGUGUAAGCCUUCACUACCACAAGACACGCUGUCCUGGAAUGAACAGCCCUUUUAAUGAGAGCUGAAGUUCAGCGUUUCAUACCUCUGCUAAAAAGACAAUCAAGUUAGAAAAGAGAAGCUUUGAUACUCCUACCCUUGGCUUAAUUUCUUUUUAACACAAGCACUAAUUGGGUUUAAACAAACCAGGGUAGCACAUAAUAGAUUUAACAGACUUUAUUUCAGUGAGAUGAGACCAAAUUUGGUGUAUUCAGAAAACACAGGCUCCCUGCUUUUAUGAGGUAAUUAUGACUUAGUGUUUACUGUCUCCCUGAUGAGGCUGUGGGCUGCUUUUAAAGUGGCUCUGGGAUGAAUCUCAGAAAUACAAUUUACAGUCAGUCCUUUUUGGCAUGUAAAACACAGGGGGGGGGCAUCUAUCUAUCUAUCAUCUAUCUAUCAUCUAUCUCUCUAUCUAUCUAUCUAUCUAUCUAUCAUCUAUCACUAUCUCCCCAGCAAUUUUUCUUCUGCUUUUCUUCACUCUUGCUUUUCUCCAAAACAGCGCUGAUCAUUUUCUUUCUCCUAUAGAAAACAUUUGCUGCCUCAUCAGGAACAGUUUUUUUUUCUUCUGAAGGCAAGAGUUGUGAGGAUGUGUGUAGAGGACAAUAUUUUCCCUUGCAGCAGAUACUCAAGAGUUUACAAGGGUAAAUUCCUCUUGCUUCCAUUUAGAAGCAGCCAUCAGCUGAUAAAAGUGUGAAGGUUGGGUCCUUUGGCAGUAAACUCGCUGCUCCCUUUCAUUCAGUUCCAGCUUCCAUUGGAACGAAGUAUCUGGCUAGAUGUCUUGGAAUGUCUUCACAGUUGCUGCAGCAAUGA